AUGGCAAACCCAGUAGCCGUCGAAAGGGGCGCGUCUUCCCCCGACUUUGAGACCGAUGUCGUCGUCGUAGGCACUGGGCCUUCUGGAGGCUCCAUCGCCUCCUUUCUCGGAUCACAUAGAGUCAAGGGAAUCAUUAUCGGCGCGACAUCCACGACAGCGGAGACCCCGCGAGCGCAUAUCACGAAUAUGGCAGCGUCUGAGUGCCUGCGCGACAUUGAUCUGGAAGCCGAAUGUCGCAAAGUGGCCAGCCCAAAAGACUCCCUGAUGCACACGAGAUGGGGAUACAGCAUGGCGGGCGAGGAGUACGCACGGCUCUACUCUUGGGGGAAUGGUCCCAUCAUUGAAGGCAAAUACAAGGAAGCCAGCCCUUGCGACCCCGUAGAUCUCCCCCAAACCGUACUCGAACCUAUCCUCAUCCGCAAGGCAACGACCAGCGGAUUCAUGUGUCGCUUCAACACAGAAUUUGUCAGUUUCGAGGACCACGCGCAAGACGGCUUCGUCGACGUCGUGGUAAAGGAUCUCAUCUUUAACACCUUCUUUACGAUACGAUGCAAAUACCUGUUUGGUGCAGAUGGUGCGCGGAGUAAGAUCCUCACGCAGCUCGGGCUGCCUCUCAAGCAAAAGCCUGGUGGAGGGCUCGCGUGGAACGUCCUCGUGAAGGCAGACUUGACCAAGCACAUCCAAUACAAGAAGGGGAACUUGCACUGGUGCUACCAGCACGAUAUUGAGCAUCCUGACUUUGCAUGGAUUGGAUUUCCUCGUAUGGUGAAACCGUGGAAUGAAUGGGUCUUCAUUAUGUUUCCUGUCCAAGGUUAUCAGCCCAAUCCCCCGCCAACCGAAGAGCAGUGGAUGAAACGAAUCAAACAAAUUAUCGGCGACGAUUCCGUCGACGUCCAAAUCCUCAACAUCAGCAAGUGGAUGAUCAAUGACAUUGUCGCCGAGAAGUACUCGAAGGGGAAUGUCUUCUGCCUCGGCGAUGCUGUUCAUCGGCAUCCGCCUUCCAAUGGUCUUGGUUCUAACACCUGCAUCCAAGAUGCAUAUAACCUUGCUUGGAAGAUCGCCUACGUUCUGAAAGGUCUUGCCGGGCCGGAGUUGCUGGAGUCGUAUGAACAGGAACGACAACCUGUUGGCGAAGCUAUUGUUGAACGGGCAUUUCAAGGAUACCUUGAUCAUCUCCCUCUAUGGCAAGCCGCUGGCAUUCUGGCUCCCGACGCCGCUACACGGGUAGCAGAAUUCGGACAGCUUACUGCCGCCACACCAACUGGUAGAGAGCGUCGAAAAGCAUUUUUCAAGGCAGUUCAGGGAACGCGCUUCGAAUUCCAGGGGCUGGGCAUCGAGAUGAACCAACGCUAUCAAUCAUCGGCGGUCUACCAAGCAGACCAAGGACCGAUGCCGUCGUUCCCGGGAGAUCCCGUUCUUGAUCACACAAAGUCGACGUACCCCGGCUCGCGUCUGCCUCACGUCUGGCUAAACAAGGCAAUUCCCGAACAGCCCAUCCCGGUGCUUGACUUGGCUGGCAAAGGGCGAUUUACUGUCCUGACUGGCAUUGGAGGAGAGCCGUGGAAGGAGGCCGCAGCUAAAGCGAGCGAUGCACUUGGAAUCACAAUUGCUGCGUAUUCCAUCGGAUUCAGGCAGGACUAUGAAGACAUGUACCUUGAGUGGGAGAGGGUCAGGGAGAUCGAGGAAGACGGCUGCAUUCUUGUCCGGCCCGACAGAUUCAUUGCGUGGAGGAGUAUGGGACCCGUUGAUCACCCGGAAGAGGCCAUUUUGCAGGUACUACGGACAAUCCUAUCGCGCAAGGAGAACGUGGCGAAGGCCAAUGGUACAAUCAGAUAG
This is a messenger RNA of Fonsecaea multimorphosa CBS 102226, 1836 nucleotides long. RefSeq lists its product as uncharacterized. NCBI's taxonomy places the organism in Eukaryota, Fungi, Ascomycota, Eurotiomycetes, Chaetothyriales, Herpotrichiellaceae. The record is from RefSeq and is a predicted model, not a curated record. The transcript is spliced from 5 exons. Gene Ontology annotation, molecular function: FAD binding. Bases 1 to 1836 code for a protein of 611 amino acids.